Ostreococcus tauri is the source of this 2202-nucleotide messenger RNA. RefSeq names its product WD40 repeat. Gene Ontology annotation, biological process: cilium assembly. The transcript has a single exon. Gene Ontology annotation, molecular function: protein binding. The coding region runs from base 1 to 2202 and encodes 733 amino acids. Lineage: Eukaryota; Viridiplantae; Chlorophyta; Mamiellophyceae; Mamiellales; Bathycoccaceae. The record is from RefSeq and is a predicted model, not a curated record.
AUGUCGCUUCCGGAGCUUCCGCUCUCGGCGGCGAUAGGUUUUGCGGGAUCCAUCAAGAAUGGUUUCCUUCUUCAUCCCGAUGGCCAGUCUCAAAUCUACCCCCUCGGCGCCGCUGUCGUGAUCUCCAAGCUCGCCCGCCGGGACGCAGAGGAGGCACCAGGAAAGGGACAUGAAAAGUCACGCGCCACAUUCUUGCACGGUCACUUAGGCUCGGUCACCGCCAUCGCGGUUUCGACCUCAGGAAGACUGAUUGCAUCAGGUGAACGUGUCGCUGGGGGCGUCGCGGACAUAAUCGUAUGGGAACUCCGAGAUGCCGUGUCCUCGUGCACCUACGCCGUGUUGCGGCGUUUGUCUCUUCACGUCGGAGAGGUCACCUCCCUUGAGUUUAGCGCUGACGAGAGCGCUAUCGUAAGCGUUGGUGGCGAACAGGAUAAUAGAAUCAUCAUGUGGGACGUCUUGAGCGGGAAUGCGCUCUGCGGAUCUCCCGCGCCCGUGGACGGCAAGGUGAGAGCUGUCGCGUUCCUUCACCACUCUAACACUCGGUUCAUUACCGCGGGUGAGAUGACGACGAGUGUGUGGGAAUACGACGCCACGAGUAAGAGAUUACAGUUCGAGACCGUCAAGUUGGGCAUUUUGAAGCGCGACAUACUUUCGAUCGCAAUCGAUGAAGACGAUGCCUACGCGUAUCUGGGAACGUCUAGCGCCGACAUUCUUUGUGUGUCCAUUCCAAAUCGAGUCAUCAAGGAAUCUUUCACGCUUAAGAAGCACAUAUCGAGAGGUGUUUGCUCUUUGAUAAUCGUACGCGGUGGGCUUCUUGCGGGUGGUGGCGACGGGAGUUUGUCUCUAAUGGCGCGAGAGAGAGGAUCGUGCGUGCUCAAGUUUGUGGCGUGUCGAGCGCUCGGCGUGGGCGCUGUGAUGAGCGUCGCUGUUUCGAGAUCACCUCAGUCCGAUGUCAUGGGUCUUGAGUAUCCCAAGACGUGUAAGACGGAAUAUUCGAAGCGCAAAUACGUUCACGAAGCUCUCUUUGCGCUCGCGCACGGAAACGGGAUGCCUGACGAUUAUCGAGAUGCCUCGCAAACAUUCAAUGUGUACUGCGCCACCUCUAGCGGGGAGUUGCACCUCACAGAGUACUGCGCGCAGCAUCCACUCACCGGUAAAUGCAUGUUGCUCCGUGGAAGCGUUUGUCAGCAGUCCUCACACGCGCACGGUAUCAUUGGGAUUGCUUUUCCUCGAAACGACGAUCAGUAUUUUGCCACAGGAGGCGGUUCGGAAGUCAUCGUGUGGGAAACCAGUGCAGCUAAGUCAUCAUUAAAGAUUCAAGUGAGUCCGCGCUCGUUGAAAUGUACAUGCGUGAGCUUCAUGCCGAAUGGAGAGGUGAUUCUCAGCGGUUGGGACGACGGUAAGAUUCGAGCGCACGAUCGAACUACGGGAGAAUUACUCUUUGUCGCCUCGGGCGCGCACACUCGCGUGACAGCGCUGAGGGGUAUGAAAGAAUCAUCCGGAAUCAUCAGUGGCGGUUCGGAGGGCAAUGUUCGGUUGUGGAAAGUGUUGAAUAAUAAUGUUAUCACGCUUGAAGCGUCGAUGAAGGAGCACAGAUCGGCCGUCAACGACAUCGCUCUGUUGAACGACGACAACAGUGCGGUUACGGCUUCCGACGACGGAUCGUGUGUCGUGUGGGACCUCACUCGUUGCGUGCGCCAAGUUUCCUUUUUCGGCUCGACCUACUUCAAGGCUAUUGGAGUGCACCCAGACGAGCAACAGAUAGUCACAACGGGAACCGAUCGAAAGAUCACGUGGUGGGACCCGGCAGACGCUUCGGUGCUUCGGGUCAUUGACGACCCUGCCGAUGUUGAGCUCACCGCCCUUGCCGUGUUCCAACCCGACGGCGACCUGAUUGCCGUCGCCGGAUCCGAUCGAAUCAUUAAGAUCUUCGAUUACGAAACCGGCGAGCUCACGCACGUGAGCGCCAGGCACGCCGCUCCCGUGAGCGCCGUUUCCGUCGCCCCCGGCGGGCGCUUCGUUGUCUCCGUCUCCGCUGACGGCGCCGUCCUCAUCUGGUCCAACCCUGCGACCGCGUUCGUGGAGCUGAAACGAGAGAAAGAGCGCCACAUCGCUCGCGUUUUGACCGGCGAGCUCGACGACGACGCUCUGGAGGCCGCUCGCGACGCCUCGCGCGGACACUCCGCAGAGUCUCCAUGCUAA